This is a messenger RNA of Scophthalmus maximus (turbot), 1445 nucleotides long. It is a transcript of the gene cdkl1, whose product is annotated as cyclin-dependent kinase-like 1 (CDC2-related kinase). Gene Ontology annotation, cellular component: nucleus. NCBI's taxonomy places the organism in Eukaryota, Metazoa, Chordata, Actinopteri, Pleuronectiformes, Scophthalmidae. The record is from RefSeq and is a predicted model, not a curated record. Gene Ontology annotation, molecular function: cyclin-dependent protein serine/threonine kinase activity; ATP binding. Bases 215 to 1273 code for a protein of 352 amino acids. The transcript has 10 exons. Gene Ontology annotation, biological process: protein phosphorylation.
GGACAGUCGGAUGAGCGGAGCCAGUGGAGCAGGGAUCGUCCACAGAGGAGCAGGACCGAGUCUGGAGGAGGAAGAAGAAGAAGACAACAACACACCUCCUCUCCUUGGAGAAGCACCUGUGCACAUCUGACCUGAAAGCUGCAGAGACGGCGCUCCCUCCCCGGCCGCCUCCUUGAGAAGUGUGGGGUUGUGUCGGUUUAGUGCUUGAAGUGCGAUGGAGAAGUACGAGAAGAUCGGGAAGAUCGGCGAGGGCUCGUACGGCGUCGUCUUCAAGUGCAGGAACAAGGACACGGGGCAGAUCGUCGCCAUCAAGAAGUUCGUGGAGUCCGAGGACGAUCCCAUCAUCAGAAAGAUUGCUCUGAGGGAGAUCAGGAUGCUCAAGCAACUGAAACACGCCAACCUGGUGAAUCUGAUCGAGGUGUUUCGACGCAAGCGGAAGCUUCACCUGGUGUUCGAGUACUGUGAUCACACCGUGCUCAACGAGCUGGACCGACAUCCCAGAGGUGUCCCCGAGCACCUCGUGAAGAGUAUAACCUGGCAGACGCUGCAGGCCGUCAACUUCUGCCACAAACAGAACUGCAUCCACAGAGACGUGAAGCCGGAGAACAUCCUCAUCACCAAACACCAGGUCAUCAAACUCUGCGACUUUGGGUUUGCCAGGAUUCUCACGGGUCCAUGCGACUACUACACGGACUACGUGGCGACUCGCUGGUACCGGGCCCCCGAGCUGCUGGUGGGCGACACGCAGUACGGCCCCCCGGUGGACGUGUGGGCCAUCGGCUGCGUGUUCGCCGAGCUCCUGUCCGGGAUCCCUCUGUGGCCCGGCAAGUCCGACAUGGACCAACUGUACCUGAUCAGAAAGACUCUCGGAGAUCUGAUCCCUCGACACCAGCAGGUUUUCAGCAACAACCAGUUCUUCAGUGGCGUUUCCAUCCCGGAGCCACAAGAGAUGGAUCCGUUGGAGCAGAAAUAUCCGAACCUCUCACAGCAAGCUCUGAGUCUCAUGAAGGGUUGCCUGAGGAUGGACCCGUCCGAGCGGCUCACCUGCGAGCAGCUCCUCCUGCAUCCGUACUUCGACAGCCUGCGGGAAAAAAGCGGCAGCACGUCCCGCGAUCAGGACCGCGCCGGCAACAAGAGGACGCGCUUACCCCGCAAACACCUUCCCCCCGGGUAUUUGCCUCAGCUGACCGGCAGCAGCAUCUUCCCGGCCCUGGACAAUAAGAAGUACUACAACAACCUGCGCAGGUUCAACUAUCACCUACCGAACAUCUAAACACCCCGAUCCCAACUCAAGAUUUGAUCUUCUUGCAUCUGAUCUGCAUUUUCUGGACAAACUCAGGAAAUGGAGAUAACUCUGGCAGCACCUCGGUUCUUAAAAGCAUUCAACCACUUCAAAAAAAAAAAAGGUUUUCUUUCACACACGAGGUUUGUCUUGGUAGUAUAUC